ACGGGCUUGGCACUGGUCAUGGCGAAUACCUUUUCUUUCCUUUCAUAUGGUUUGACCGCGGAUCUGAUCAAACUUAACCCAUGAAAGUCCACAGCAUCGUGAGCGCAUGACGCACUUCCGCCCCAGGCAGUACCUCACUAUCCAUUCCAGACUUGUCAACCCCCGGUUGCCUGGUGCCAAAAAAAAAAAAGGUUCCACCAUGGGGUAUCUUCCGUUUUGGGGUUCCCCUUUAAGAGAAGACAAUAGCAGAGCAAAUUAAGUAUCGGUUACUGUGACUUUAAGAGACACUCUGCUUGUCGUGGAGGCACUAUGGCUGUCAUGGGCGUGAGGAAGCCUCGGGAUGUCCGGCUCUCGCCCGGCGGGUGAUCCUGCACCUGGACAUGGACUGCUUCUACGCCCAGGUAGAGAUGAUCCGGAACCCAGAGCUGAGGGAGAAGCCGCUGGGCGUCCAGCAGAAAACACUUAUGGUCACCUGUAACUAUGUAGCCAGAAAACUCGGGGUUAACAAAUGCAUGUCCAUCCGGGAGGCGAGAGAGAAGUGUCCACAGCUGGUCCUAGUCAGCGGGGAGGACCUGACGCACUACAGGGAGAUGUCCUACAAGGUCACCAGUCUGUUGGAGGAGUUCAGUCCGCGGGUGGAGCGGCUUGGCUUCGAUGAGAACUUCAUUGACAUCACAGAGCUGGUGGAGAAGAGGCUGCGAGACCCUCAGUGUGGCAGAGCCAUGGAGGCGUCCGGCCACGUGUACAACCAGCAAGUUCCAGGUGCCAAUGACUGGACUCACCAGCGCCUCAUCGUGGGCUCUCAUGUGGCAGCGGACAUUCGGGCAGCAGUGUACAGCCGGCUGGGGUUGACGGGCUGUGCUGGGGUGGCAUCGAAUAAACUGCUCUCCAAACUCGUCUCUGGGACUUUCAAACCAAAUCAACAAACCGUUCUGCUCCCAGAAAGCUGCAGCUGUCUGAUCAACAGUCUGAAUCAUGUCCAUAGGAUUCCAGGCAUCGGAUAUAAAACAGCCGAGCGUCUGGAGGCUUUAGGGCUAGGCAGCGUCGGCGCCCUGCAGUCCUGUCCAAUCACAGUCCUGGAGAAAGAGUUGGGGGCCGCAGUGGCUCAUCGCAUCCAGAUGCUCAGCAGAGGAGAAGACAAUUCACUGGUGACACCGACUGGACCUCCGCAGUCUCUUAGUGAAGAAGACUCCUUCAAAAAGUGCUGCACGGUGUCAGAUGUGAGAGCAAAACUUGAAGAACUGCUGCGCCCCCUACUAAGCAGACUGUCCACUGACGGGCGGAGCGCCCACACACUGCGCUUAACCAUUCGCCAGUUCAUGUCGACCAAUAAAUAUUUCAAUCGGGAAAGUCGUCAGUGUCCUAUUCCAGUGAACGUGGCUCAAAGCAUGAACCAAGGAUCAGACAGCGCUGCCGUUGUCUCCGCGCUGAUGGAUCUGCUCAUGAAGCUCUUUCAGAAGAUGAUUGAUGUCAAGUUGCCGUUUCACCUUACUCUCCUGAAUGUUUGCUUUUCCAACCUCAAGGCUUCUCGGUCCUCGACCUCACGGUGUUCAAUUGGAUUUUACCUCACUCAGAAAAAGUCGUCAGAAAAUGAUUGUGGAGUCAGCGAGACAUCGGGAUUCAGUAUAAAAGCUAAUUCUGCAUUUCCUGAGACGUCGGAUCACUCUGCCUGUCCUGUGGGGAUGGAUGGUGAGGUUUCUCUAUCAUUACCUGAGGACAUUGACAUGGACGUGUUCAGUCAACUCCCAGAUGACAUUAAGAAGGAGAUUAUCCAAAGCCCACAUAUGACAAGAAGGAGCAAAAAUAUCCAGACAAAGCCCCAAGCAGCAGCUGCUGGGGGGAUACAGAAUUUCUUCACUAGAGGUAAAUCCGGGCCUGGGCUCAAUUCUGCGAGAGAUGAGGGGCAUUCUCAGGAGCUGCUGCCGUCUCCUCUGAAGAAACCUUUGAGAAAAGACUCUGACUCUCUCAGCAGUGUCUCCGACACAGUGGUGGCUCCUUCUUGUACACCGCACACUGCUUGUCCCCAGGGUACAGAACCAAACGUUGGGUUUGCAAUGGAUUGUACAGAAUCCGUGGAUGGUGACGCCGUCUCGUCACUCCCUAAAAGCGUUGAUGUGAAUGUGUUUUCUCAGCUGCCGGUGGAGCUUCAAAAAGAACUUAUGAGCGAAUGGAAGAAUCAAAAAUUCACUCCCAAAAUCCAGACCAAGAAGUUUCAAGACAAAGGAAAGACCUCAAAAGGUCAAAGGUCGAGCGCAGCGUCCCAUCCCAACAGCCUGCUGAAGUAUUUCAAGCCGAAUUAGUGUUACCUGUAAAGAAGACGGGUCGUGUGUAUAGUUGUAAAUAAUUUGUAAUAAAAAAGG
Molecule: messenger RNA, 2360 nt
Organism: Bufo bufo (common toad)
Lineage: Eukaryota; Metazoa; Chordata; Amphibia; Anura; Bufonidae
Gene: POLI
Product: DNA polymerase iota
Exons: 10
Coding region: 381-2300 (639 amino acids)
Biological process (GO): translesion synthesis
Molecular function (GO): damaged DNA binding; DNA-directed DNA polymerase activity
Source: RefSeq, a predicted model, not a curated record